UGAAAAGAGCUACUUACGUUGUUUUCAGUGAAAUCUUCUGUGCGGAGGUGGAUGUGAUAUUCAGGGCCUAUGUAUUACUUAAUCUUGGCUGUCGUGUCGUGUCACAGGAAGAGAAACGAGGACAGAUGAGAAAGAGAGAGAGAGCUGAUUAGCUGCAAGCAAUGCACAGGAGCGCAGACGCAGUAAGUAUCAUUAACUUGUGGUGACAAUUUUCCUAAAUAUUAACUUCGAUGAGUCCACCACCGCAAAUUGAUUUCACGAUCACAACAGGUCAUAGUGGAGGGAAGGUUGGCAGUCACAGGGAGCAUUCUAGUAUCUGAAUGAGCUCGUUGUGUCGGACCACUAGAUGAAAGGGCAUUUCAACACAAGUUCUAUUUUGUGAAGCAUGUGAAUGCCAAAAAUGCCUUCCCCGUUUUCCUCUCUUCAUUCAUAGUUCACCCCGAUCGCUCCGGUUACAUUUUACGACUUCCUAAUUCAGCAGCUGAUUUUUAUCUGGUGACGCCAAGAACCGACUUUCAUUUGACGCCAAGUCAAGAGUGAUCUAGUGGUUGAUUAUUAAAAACGAGAACGAGCUUCGUCGAACGCUUUUUCGAGCAGUUCUCAAUAGAAUUUUUUCAUUUAUCUCUAGAAGUCUCCCUGCGUACUAUUUUUAGUAACCGUUUUUACAGGUGUCUUAGUCUUACAUUGUCUUACAUUUAAUGUUGUUCUUCGUCUUCCAAAUGCUGCGUCAUAGAAGCAGAGUUUAUACCAUAGAAAAAUAGAAUAAGCCUGAAAAGUAGUACUAGAGACAAACUCCUACCCGAUAAUUCUUCUCGUAAGGAUAUAAUUCUUCACAGUAGAUCCGAAAUAUUCAUAAAACAGCAUUAUGGGAAUUGGAGAAAUAGUAUCGUGCUUAAAAAUGCUGGUUAGACGAUCUUCAAGAUUUUCCACGGACCAGUUGCGUUGACGCGCAAAGUCUAGCCUAGUCUAGAGUCAGACGCAGUCGAGCAAGCCGUGACCGCGACUUUCCUGUACUAGAUCAGCCAACUUACAUGAUUUAGAAGGGACACGAGUCGUAGUUCAAGUACAGGCUGCGACCCUUAUCGAAUUUCGGUUUCCCGCGUAGCCAGUCGUAUCACUAUCAACAACAACUUCUUGGAAGGGCAGCACGAUACCUUUCAGCCAGCGGGUGGGAUAGGAAGAAGAAGAAGAAGUACUACCAAGGGAGACGUCAAAUCUGCUCUGAUCAUCUCCGACACAUGCACACUGGCAUUUUCAUUCUUGCCUUUGCCAAGAAUUGUUGUUUGUUGUCAACCUGUAAAAGCCGCGCGCGGAGCUCUGCACGCAGUGGCAGAAGCAGAAAGUUACCUAGGAACAGGAUCAUUGAUCUUCUCAGAUAAAACAUCAUCAAAGCGACUUCUUGAAAGGACCCGUUCUAGACAAAUCCAAGACUACUUCAACACCCAAGUAAAGCCCCCUGAUCAUCUUUGGCCCGUCUGUAGUAAGACUGGACGAAGCGCUUCGCAAAUCUGAGUAGACUUCAAGGCGUUAGACAAAAUCAAGACCCCAAGACGAAGACGAAGACCGAGAUUACUAAGUAGACAAAUCCCAGAACGACCAAGAAUUCAAGAUGCAGUUCGCCACGCCACGCGCGAGUGUCCCGGAGCCCCCGAACCUUCCACUUGCCAGUCCCCUAAGACGCGCGGACGUUGCGAAUCCCGUUCGCUUUCCUGUGGCACAAGAAGAGCUCCUCGCAACACCUACGCUGCAAACGCCAGCUAUCACAGCACACCAAUCCCUAGCGAAUCCUGGACCUGGAGGCAGCAUCGAUUUCGCUGCUCUCGGUGGUAUAGAUUUAGAUUACACUGGUGUUGUAGUUAUGAUGAAUAAAGAUUUUCUUCAGUUUUGUUAUUGUUUCAUACUGAUCGUGUAUUUAGUUCGUCGUAGCUCAUGAUGAUAAUGAGAAUUAGAUUUUGUUGAUGGGAAAUAAUUUUUAGGAGAAUGUCAGCCACAUCCUUUCUCUAACCAUAAAUUUCUCCAGCUUUAUGUCUUGUCCUUUUGAGCUACAGAAUUCCAUAGCAUUAUGCUCCCAGGCUGCAGCAUAAUGUAAACGUCAACGGAGAAGAUGAAGGCUGGCAGCAUAAUUUUUACGUCAACAUGUGGAACACCAUAAUCCUCAAAUACAUUUCUCAUUUCUCCAGGUUCAUCCUUUAAAAAGCUACAUUUCUACUGCAGGUUCCUCCUCAAUUUCUUUAGUUGCAUCUCGUCCAGGUUCCUCCUCAAUUCCUUUAGUUGCAUCUCCAGGUUCCUCCUCAAUUCCUUUCCCUCUAUCGGCUGGAGACUCCGUACCACUGCAGAGUCAUAUGCUUCCACAGAAUGGCGGCAAACUCCCAUUUUCGGAUAUAUUCGGCUGGAGUUGGGAGUGUGGAUCUGAUGUGGGUUCCCUGCCUAGUGUGUGGUCACGAGCAAGCACACAGCGAUCUUCGGCGUCUAGUCUCACGGGACAAACCCCAUCAACGCUUGCAGGAAUAGACGGACAACGACUCAUGUACUUAUUCUAAUCCUGAUAUUGUGAAGAAGAAGAUGCUCUAGUAGUCUACUUCUAGUACUUCUCUAAUCUCUCUGUCAUGACAGCUAAAGCUCUUCUCGAAUAACAUCAAGUUGAAGUUUUCUUUUUAACCGUAGUUUACUGGCACCCAUGUAUGGUCGUUUGGGAUGCAGUUUGAUGAAGAUGGCUCCCAUUACUCUCCAAGAUGAUGGCACCCAUUACUCUCCAAAUGCUUCCCCAGCUUCAUCAAGCCGCAAGAAGUGUCUACUGUCUACAAAUGAAUCUAUUGAAUCAUCUGCAGAAUACAAUGAUAUCAGAUUGAUUGUAGCAUUUAGUGCAGAUUCCUAGAUACAUGCUAUUUAGUCAUCUGCAUUCAAUACAAAUUCAGCUACAUCAAGCCGCAAGAAGUGUAUUCUGCUAAUGGUGGCACGGUUGUAAUCGGUCUUCGGAAAGAAAUACCGGAGCAGUGGUGGAAUCACGUAGAGAUUUUACUAGUGUCUGGCCCAACGCAGUUGCCGUUAAAGCCAAGUGGGAUUCGAAAAGUUAUGCAACAUCUUGUUCUUGAUCACCUUCACCAGAUGACGUUCAUGAAUGAUCUUUUUCUUCCUUCUCACCACUCACCAGUACGUAUACGAUGAUCUUGGACUAGUUCUUUUGCUCAGAGUCAGAUCAUCAUAUCAUCGACCUUGUUCGUUGUGACAACUCUGAUAAUAAGUAGUUGAUAAAGAUAAUGAUAAUUCCUCAACAGUAGUUGUGCAAGGACAAGAAGACAAGAAUGCACGAACUACAUACAGGUCUAUCCUCUUCCCCUCUACAGUCAGGCCGGCACCUAUUCUACCCUAUCCUCCCUUUGUCCUCUCUAACCAAUGAAAGAAGUUAUGCAUCAAGGUACCGCCAAAUCUGGAGUCCAAGGACUACGACGUCCGCGUCGUUUUCGCAGGACGCAUUUUGCAUGGAGCAAUACCGUUGGCAGUACGCGGAGACUCGGAUAAUGAGAGCGAAAGCGAAACGUAG
Molecule: messenger RNA, 3541 nt
Organism: Amoebophrya sp. A25
Lineage: Eukaryota; Dinophyceae; Syndiniales; Amoebophryaceae
Source: the annotation of a GenBank genome assembly